CUGUACAGGUAAUCCAGUUUAUAAAUUCCACUGUAAAGCCUUGGUUGGUUUAUUCUUGAGGCCACCAAGCUCCAUGAUAGGAUUUGUGUCUAUGGUACAAUUUGAGUUGGUAUUGAAUAUUCAGAGCCUUUAUUAUAUUAGUAAAUGUAGAAACAUCUUUACAAAGAAUUUAAGAUAAAGUUCAUAUUAUUUAAGGCAAUGCUAAUCUUACAAAGCAUUGAGUAAAAUCUAGGAACGCCAUUUGUCCAAUCCAUCGAAGUUCUCUUUUUUCCAGAUAUCUCCUUUUGUACUAGGUUGCUGUUAAAUAGGCAAGUGAAGAUGUUGGUGCUUAACUGUUCCACAAAACUGCAGGUUCUAGAACAAAUGUUAAAGAAGAAUUUUCCUGAAUCUCUCAAGGUUUAUGGAGCAGUGUUGAAUAUAAACAGAGGAAAUCCAUUCAAAAAGGAAGUGGUUGUGGAUUCAUGGCCAGAAUUUAAAGCUGUGAUUACUCGCCGACAAAAAGAGUCCAAAAGUGAUGCCCUAGACUACUUUACAAAUGCCUGUGCUGUUUUCUACAAAAAUCUGCAAGCUUACCAGGCAUUGUUGGAGAACCCAGAAACUAUAAACUGGGAGCAAGCCUUCCAGAUACAAGGUUUACAGGAUGAUUUAUACAAAACUUCCAAGAUUGUUGCUGAUGCCAAGCAUGUAAAUGUGAAGUUGUCUUCUUUCAAAAUGGUAAUCUGCCCAAACCCAGAUGCACUUCCAGAUGUUCAACUUCCGUUAGUUCCUGCACCGAAACUGACUUCCCUUGAUGCAUCUCAUGCAAGUCUGCUGAAUAACACCUGGUCCCGAGGAGGAAGUGACCAAUGCCAGAAAUACCUCAUCAACCUCAUUUGCUGUUUCCCCAGCAUGUGCGUUUUGGAUGAACAUGGAUGCCCCAUCUCCUGGGGUCUGACAGACCAAUUUGCUACUAUGAUCCAUGGCUAUACAUUGCCUAAGCAUCGUAGGAAAGGGUACAACCGUCUCAUUGCAACAAAUCUAGCUAAGGUGUUACACAGCAAGGGGUUUCCGGCUCAAGGAAAUGUUCUGGAGGAUAACUUACCAUCAUUAACUCUGCUAAAAAGCAUGAAUGCCAGAUUCUUACCUUGUCAGUUUGUCAGACUUACCCACAUCCCUUUCUGCCUUUUAGCUAAACCUGAGUGAACUUGGUGGAUUCUAUGAUGGUUGGAAAAUGUAGCUAUCUAAUUUGAGGAAUCAAACCUUGUAUUUGAUGUUAUACACGUCUGAACAUGUUAUGAUAUAUUUAGAGAUAACCUUGAAGUCCAUUUAUGAAAUGGCAAUGUUAUUCCAUAUUAAAGUUAAUGCAACUUUUAAAGGAACAACAGUUGUUUUCAAGGUUAGACAGAGACCUGAUAAGAGAUCUUUAAGAAAUAAUAGAGUAGUGCUCAAUUGGAAGCACUUAUUGAUAAUUGUUUUCAUAGAAUGCAAAGACAUUUUAAAUUCACCAACUCAAAUCAUUCAAUCUUCUCCAUAUUACUACCCAAACCCUUUGAAUCUUGUAUAUUCUUUUAUUCUUGUAUAUUCUUUGAAUUUACAUAGAUGUGAUGAAAUAUAGUAAGGAGGUGGAUUCCCAAGAGAGAAGGAGUGCCUUUCAGAGGAGUAAGAGGCAACUCAAUUCAGAUUUUAUGUGUGUGAGAAAUAGGGUGAAGACAGCCCUUCCCUUUGCAGCAUAUAUUGUAUACAGAUAAUAAAGUGCUCAGUCCGGCAAGAUUUUGUGUAGAUCUGUUUCCCUGAAAAUAAGACCCAACCAGAAAAUAAGUCCUAGCGUGAUUUUUCAGGAUGCUCGUUAUAUAAGCCCUAACCCCCAAAAUAAGCCCCAGUUAAGCCUGUCAAUCAGAUGGGUGCAUAUAGUAUAGUAUUUCCCCAAAAAUAAGACCUAACCAGAAAAUAAGCCCUGAUCCAUCUUUUGGCGCAAAAAUUAAUAUAAGACCCGGUCUAAUUUUCAGGGAAACACAGUAGGUUUUAAACAACAUAUGGAACCUAAAUAAUAUAGAGAGCCAGUUCAGUUUAGUGAUCAAGGUACCAGGCUAGAAAGCAGGAGAUCAUGAGUUCAAGUCCCGCCUUAGCCAUGAAUACUACAUGGGUGACUUUUUGCCAGUCACACUCUCUCAUCACCUCAAAAGGUUGUUGCUGUUGAGAAAAGAGGAGUAGCAAGAUGUAUUGGAUAUGUUCACCAAAUUGGGUUGUUUAUAAUAUUAAUAAA
Messenger RNA from Pantherophis guttatus, 2242 nucleotides. It is a transcript of the gene GLYATL3, whose product is annotated as glycine-N-acyltransferase like 3. NCBI's taxonomy places the organism in Eukaryota, Metazoa, Chordata, Lepidosauria, Squamata, Colubridae. The record is from RefSeq and is a predicted model, not a curated record. Gene Ontology annotation, molecular function: glycine N-acyltransferase activity. Gene Ontology annotation, cellular component: mitochondrion.